Molecule: messenger RNA, 718 nt
Organism: Paramecium primaurelia
Lineage: Eukaryota; Ciliophora; Oligohymenophorea; Peniculida; Parameciidae
Source: the annotation of a GenBank genome assembly
AUGAAGUUAGCAAUAUCAUCAAAUUCAGAAGAAAAAUCAUCUUAUAAUGUUAAAGAAUAAGACAGAAUAUUAAAAAAUUCAAAUAUUUAUAAAUAAAAAGCCAAUUCUCAUUUGAAUUGUUUAAAGCAUCCAAAUAAAAAGUAUAAAUAAUAAAAUUUUUAUUUAUAGGCUAAAUAUUAUACCGAAAAUGAUAAUCGAACAUUUUUUUUGUUCUAAAUGUGCCUUGAAUUUAGCCUUGAAGAGUCAUGAAAUUGAAGAAAAUGCUGUAGCAGAAUUAGAAUUUCAAAGACAAAUGAGAAUUAAUUAAUUUUAAGAAACGAAGAAAUAAGCCGUAUUAGUUUGCAAUUCAAAAAUAUUAGGCUUAAAUAAUCUCUAAAUUAGCCAAAAGUAAAAGCUUGAAGAUUAAAAUACCGUUAAAUUUUUUGAAUAGGUAAUUGAAACAGCUCAUUAAUUAAAUAAACUUAUAUACAAAAGUUUUAAAAUGAUCCAUUCAAGUCUAGAAUAGAAUAAAUUGGAUUAUCAAUAAGCUGUGACAAAUAAUGAGAAAUAAUUAUAAUAAUACUAAAUUGACAUUUCGAAGAUAUAAUGCAAAGAUAAGAGAAGUGAAUAAGAAGUAUUUAACAAUUAUUAACUGAAAUCAGGUGUAAAAAUCAAUUAGUUUGAAAUAUCUUCAUUUUUAACAUUUUAUGAAUAAUAAUGUGCUACAAUAUUUUGUUGA